Tyto alba (common barn owl) is the source of this 1752-nucleotide messenger RNA. RefSeq names its product metabolism of cobalamin associated D (gene MMADHC). Gene Ontology annotation, biological process: cobalamin metabolic process. Bases 222 to 1112 code for a protein of 296 amino acids. The record is from RefSeq and is a predicted model, not a curated record. NCBI's taxonomy places the organism in Eukaryota, Metazoa, Chordata, Aves, Strigiformes, Tytonidae. The transcript has 8 exons. Gene Ontology annotation, cellular component: mitochondrion.
GCGGCCGCGGCGGCUCCGCUGCUUCCGGCGCUCCCGCGGGGGUGGCCCCGGCGGGUUUUCCCUCUCUUCCAUCCCGUCGCUCUGCCCCUGCCUGGCGCCGGCGAGCCGGGCUCGUAACCAGCGCGCAGCGGCGUGGUUACCUCGUGGGAUUGUUGUUGGGGAAACGGCGGAGCGAGGCGGGAGAGCCGGGUUUGUCGGCGAGAGGGAGCCCACCGUCUGCGAUGGCCAAUGUGCUCUGUAACAGAGCAAGAUUGGUCACCUACCUACCAGGGUUUUAUUCCUUAGUCAAAAGAGUUGUAAAUCCCAAGGCUUUUUCUACAGCAGGUUCCUCUGGCUCAGAUGAGCCUCAUGUUGCUGCUACACCUCCUGAUUUAUGUCCAAGAACUGUAUGGCCAGAUGAAGUAAUGGGUCCAUUUGGUCCUCAGGACCAGAGAUUCCAGUUGCCUGGUAAUAUUGGUUUUGACUGUCACCUAAAUGGCACUGCUUCUCAGAAGAAAAGCCAAGUUUCAAAAAGUCUGCCUGAUAUAUUAGCAGAGCCUUCAUCAAGUGAAAGGCAUGAAUUUGUAAUGGCACAAUACAUAAAUGAAUUUCAGGGUGCUGAUGUUCCACAGAAACAGCAAAUAAAUAAUGCUGAAACUUACUUUGAAAAUGCAAAGGUAGAAUGUGCAGUACAAGCUUGUCCUGAGCUGUUACGAAAAGACUUUGAGUCAAUGUUUCCAGAAGUGAAUGCUAACCGUUUAACAGUAUUAACUGUCACCCAGAAGACUAAAAAUGAUAUGACUGUGUGGAGUCAGGAAGUGGAGGAUGAGAGAGAAAUGCUGUUAGAAAAUUUCAUUAAUGGUGCCAAGGAAAUUUGUUACGCGAUUUGUUCUGAAGGAUACUGGGCUGACUUCAUUGAUCCAUCCUCAGGACAGGCAUUUUUUGGACCUUACACAAACAACACUCUGUUUGAAACAGAUGAACGCUACCGCCACUUGGGAUUUUCCGUUGAUGAUCUUGGCUGCUGCAAAGUUAUUCGUCAUAACAUGUGGGGUACUCACGUGGUUGUAGGAAGUAUUUUCACUAACGCUGAGCCUGACAGCCCUAUCAUGAGAAAACUAAGUGGAAACUAGCAGUCAUCAAGGUUUCACAAGUUCUUAUGACCUUUGCAUUCUUUUACUUGAUGAUUCUCUCUAAGCUUUGUCAGGAAAUGCCACACUUGAAAGUAUUCUUAGAUAAUAAAGUAGCUGUUAUUUAUUUUAGUCUUUGUGAAUGUGUUCACCACAUGUGACUUAGAACAUUGACAACAUUCAAACAGAUACCUUUAUGUGCCGCAUGAAUUAAGCUGUGAGUUUCCUUCAUCUUGAAUGAGUUUAAACCUACUUGUACCUAGCUAUCUGCAUAUCCUAUUUUUAACACUAUCUUACAAGCCACACUUCUGAAUCAUUUUGUCUUUCAGUGACUGACAAAUCUGUGCUCUUAGUAUUAAAAAUCGUGACACCCUUGCAGUUUCCAGGAAUUUUGCCACUUACUGGAAUAAGUAAGUGGCAAAAAAAAGUGGAAUAAGUAACAAUUAUUCUCCCAGAAUACAAAACUUAAUAAGAACUGCAGAAAUUAAUGCUGGACUAAUCAAUCAUUUGCUGAUCUAAAAUGAGAAUAAUGAGGUAAGCUUUCAGUGGUUUCUAACUAGAAGUAAUACUUCAGUAGGGAAGUGUUCACUUACUUGAUUGCUACAUCCAGAAACUCAGUAAAAAGUCUUAAAUUACUCCAGAA